Peronospora belbahrii is the source of this 987-nucleotide messenger RNA. The record is from the annotation of a GenBank genome assembly. NCBI's taxonomy places the organism in Eukaryota, Oomycota, Peronosporomycetes, Peronosporales, Peronosporaceae.
AUGGUUACUACUAUUCCUUCUACUUUUAAAGCCUAUGAAUACCAGCACUUUGGUAACUUUCUCGAUGAAAUUCGACUGAAUGAGGCUGCAGAACAAAAACCAGUGCAGCCUAAUGAAGUGAAGAUUAAGAUCUUGAGUGCAUCAAUCAACCCAAUUGAUUACAAGAUUGGACUCUUUGCAUCCAUGAUUCUAUCAACUAUGGCUUCACCUGAGAACCCCUACCGAGUAGGUCAUGACCUGUCGGGAAAAGUGGUUGAGGUCGGUAGUAACGUCAAGGAAUACAAAGUAGGCGAUGAAGUGUACGCUAUGACAACACCUGAUACCAGUGGCACUUUUGCCGAGUACAUCAACGUAAACACGAAACUCGUGGCACUCAAGCCCAGCAACAUGACGUUUAAUGAAGCAGCUGGUGUGCCUUUGGCAGGUCAAACAAGCUGGCAAGGAAUUGUGACGUAUGGUAAAGUGCAAAAGGAUCAACGUGUACUGAUUCUCGGUGGCAGUAGCGGUACGGGUCUGUAUGGUAUUCAGAUUGCUAAAGCUCUUGGAGCAAAGGUUAUCACGACGUGUAGCCAUCGCAAUGUGGAGUUGGUCAAGUCUGUCGGUGCUGACGAGGUUGUGGACUAUACAAAGGAGAAGUGGAAUGACGUGGUAUUGGAACACUCUAUCGACCUCAUCUACGACUGCGGCGUCGAGUCCCAGUCAUGGAAUGACGCGGCGCAGAAGGUGCUCAAGAAACAGACGGGCAUUUUUGUGACUAUCGGUAUGAUCGAUAAACCCAUUGAGUCGUCCAUCGGUGCGACCGUGCAUCAGAUAUUUAAUGCACCGUGCACAGAGUAUUUGUUAGAGCUCAAGAAGUUGAUUGAGGCUGGCAAGGUGAAGACAAUCAUUGACUCGGUGCAUCCGCUCGAGAACUUGGUGGAGGCCAUGAAGAUUUGUAUGUCACAACGUGCAAAAGGCAAGAUCAUCAUCGAGGUGGCGAAGGCGUAA